AUGCACAUAAUAGUGCAAGAAAAGCCUCAAGAUAGGAAGAAAGAAGUCUGGUGGUAUCAGGUGAAGGUCUGUUCUACUGCUGUGGUUUCCCUCACGCUCCUCGGUGCCUGCUUCAUUGUCAUCUGUUUGGGAAAAAGCUGUGGCUGCCCAAAGAAUUGGAUAGUAUUUAAUACCAGCUGUUACUGUAUUUCUUCUGAAUUUAAAAUUUGGAAUGAGAGUGACAAGAACUAGUCUGGCAUGGGAGCUCAUCUGCUGGUGAGCAACACUAAGGAGGAACAGAAAUUACUAUUACAGUACCUGAAAGCAGUAUGUGCUUACUAGGUGGGACUGUCAGACCCAGAAGGGAAGGAUCAGUGGCAGUGUGUAGACCAGUUACCAUACAACAAAAGUGUCACAUGA
Chrysochloris asiatica (Cape golden mole) is the source of this 399-nucleotide messenger RNA. It is a transcript of the gene CLEC4C, whose product is annotated as C-type lectin domain family 4, member C. The record is from RefSeq and is a predicted model, not a curated record. The transcript has 4 exons. Lineage: Eukaryota; Metazoa; Chordata; Mammalia; Afrosoricida; Chrysochloridae.